AUGUCAAGCCCAGCUAGAGGUGGUGAUAGCGUUGCUCCUGGUACUGCUUUUUGGGGAGAUACGAAUAUUAGUGAUGCUGGUAAUGCAGGUUCGUUGACGUCGUCGCAUGCACCUUCUCUGGCGUUCAAUUGGUUGCCGCAUUUUCUCUCGCAACGCGUUUUGACGUCAAGUGUACCAAAGGAGCGUGAGUACAAUGCUCUUACCGUUGGUGGCAACGCCCUGUUUGCGACUUCGAAUUCAACGGCCCUGCAACCUUCCCCGCGACAUUCUCAAGCACAAACGACACAUUUUCUACCAAAUGCUGCGCUGGAGGCGAGGCAGGCAAUGCAUGCAUGGACAACAGGUCCGUCUGUGCGUGUGGGACAAAGAGAUGUGGAGGUAAAUGGAUUUACGAUUUCUGGGCAUGGGUACGGUGAACCACAUCCCCCCGGUGGUGACGUCACGCCUCAGCAGCGUGUUAUUGGCGAUGGUGGUGGCGGCGCUGGCCUUUAUGCAUCGGUAGAUCCCCAUUGGGGUUUAUUCCGCCCGAAUGCAAUAAUCAUGGAUGACAUCUUGCGCCGAAGGCCCUCCCUGUGGCGGUUUAUGCGUGACAGUCAUGCAAGAGUGAGGCACGCACCGCAAACGUUCUCCCGGUCUUGGAUGCAGCGAAUAAAUUGUAGAAACCGGGCGAUACAAGGCUUCCUGAAGCGCCACUAUCAAGCAACUCAUCCCCAAUGGGCGCCGUUGAGCCUAUUUAACCCGCUGACAUUUGAGCCGCCGCAAGACGCCCACAUUGGUUUCCCGCGAUAUCCUAGGAUGCUGUUACGUGCGCUGGGGCGAGAGAGGUACGCGAAACGGCCACCGCGACCUUUGAGCUUUGUGAAGAGUGCCUCUCGAUGCCAUCUGCGUGAGAAGCCCCAGUUGGAGUAUGUCCCUUUUAUAAUUAAAGGCUGGGGUGGGGGGACCCGCCAAGAUGCGAAGGAGGGCACGUUGCCCUUUUUUCAUAUUCCGUAG
Molecule: messenger RNA, 993 nt
Organism: Trypanosoma rangeli
Lineage: Eukaryota; Euglenozoa; Kinetoplastea; Trypanosomatida; Trypanosomatidae
Exons: 1
Coding region: 1-993 (330 amino acids)
Source: RefSeq, a predicted model, not a curated record